AUGGAGCCAUGCACAAAGGCACCACGGUAUGAGACGAGGGGAACGUCCGUGAACGCCAUUUUUGCCUUGACGGGUCCAAGUGCGGGGGUGUUGCAUGUCCGACCGGACUCUUUCCUGUCACAAACGAAAAAAGUUGACGACGCCCUUGUGCCUGUCUUGAAUGGCUGUUAUUUGCAGGUGGCGGUGCCGGCGGAUCAGUAUUGGCGCGCGGCAUCGCAACAUCACACACUUUUCCAAUCCUCAUGCUCUCACGAGCAGGUGACAGGACAGCAAGCAGCGCCUUCCACAUCGUUGCUACUGGCUACAGGAGUGCUCAAACGUCCUGACCCAAACAGCAUUCCCCGUUCAUUCUACGGCACGAGACUGGACGCCAUCUCGAAUCGACACUAUGCUGUUGAUCGCGGCGCCCUUGUCAUUGCGGCAGAUAAUCAAAAUGGACUUGGCGGGAAGUUGUUUAACACCUUACCUCGACAAGAGCUGCCUUCUUUUGUUGGGGCAAUUCCGAUGUGCCACCAUCGUAACCUCUACGUAUUAGUUGAUGAACAUGCUGCCGUGGAUCCGUUUUUUGAUAUUGACUGCCCCGUGCCACUUCAAUGGUUGGAGAAGGACAAGAGAGAUGAAAUGGGGUUUGCAGGAGAAGCGCAGGUUACAAAUUCCUCGUCAUUGGCAUCUCCGGAAGUGAUGGUGGCUUCUGUUGAGCAUUGGCUAGGUAAGAUUUUGCAUUUUUUGCGUGAUAAAGUGGAGGCAGCAACAGGAGCUGAACUGCAAGAGUGUGUGGUGUUGACAAGCUCAGUGGUUGUAUACAACGAUGUGAACGUGAGCAGGACUGCCGGGCACGGGGAUAAGGAGAGGGAGGAAGGGAAGCAAAAAGAAGGAAUUGAUCAUUUGCUCAGCUCCCGAGACAGCAAGCUCAGUUUUCAUGUUCAUUUUCGUUUGAAUAACAUGGCGUUUGCUAAUGUGAGGGAAUUGCACAGAUUCAUGUGGCAACUUCGAGAUGAACUUGACGUGUCUCUUUCAACGCACGAAAAUUCUGACUUGGCCUGCCUAUACCGGAUGCUGCGCCAGUGCAUUGACUUUGGUGUCUACACGCGUUGGCGGGCGUUUCGGUUGCCUUACAAUGUGAAGGCUCCAGUCUCUACCGGUUUUUGCCCCUCAGACGCAGCGGCGCUCGAUCUCAUCAUCUCGGCUCUCUCUCAGUCCUCUUUACUGUCUUUUUCUGUUCCUGAUGUUGACGUCGGUGCGGUAGCUCCUUCGGUGGUGCACCUUAUAGAUCUUUCUUUUUUAGAACACGUGGCCUUGCCUCUACAUUGCCAGCAGCAACACCGAAUGAUCACGAAAAUAUUUUUUUUGUUUCGAUUCUUGCUGCCUGUAAUACCCGGCGGGACCGCGAUUGGCGACAAGGAUCUCAAUGAUUUCUUGUCCCGGUAUCUGCCCUGCCCUCCAUGUAAUGGCGAAGUGAAUGCCAAAUAUCGCCAAGAUCUCGCACGUGCGGUUUUUGACAUUGGGGUGAUUCAGCGUGAAAGCAAUUCCAGUGGUCUGGAUCAAGAGUCUAACGGCGAUUUGCUCCGUCUAAUUGUUUUAGAUGAGAAAGUGAGUGAACAGCGAAAUCAAGAAGCAUUUUGUGAUCCAUUUGUGGUGCCAAGGCCCCCACAUCGUGAUGGCGUUCGUAUACAUGUUUACGAUAAAUAUGUUAAAAACCUUGUGGCCGAGGUCUUUCGAUGCCUAUGCGCCGCAUACGAUGGCUGUGUUGGAGGUGGUUUUAUGGUUGAGGAUGCUGAUGAGAAUGGAAGUAGUCGGUGUGGGGCGACGUCCCCUGUCGUGGGGGAUCGGGUGGUUGUUCAGUACCAGGAUAACAUCCGGGCUUAUUAUGCACAGCAGAAGCUCUCGAGGUAUUGCCUGAAUCAAGGUCGCGAGCAUCGUGGGACGUAUCCGCAGUUGUACUUGACAUAUGGGUCAAUCAAGUUGCGCUGCUACAGCAAUGAUUGUCAUAAUCGCUGUCUCGCUGUGAGGUGGUCGAAUGACGAGGAUGAACAAAUGACGGGAUCCACGGCGAUAGCCCUCCCAGUGGACGAGCGUGGGUACCCAAAAUACGAGCGACUGACUGAGAUACGCCACCUACUUUUUCCGCCACUUCCUCCAGAGGAGCUGUUGAGACGCUACGGUUCUUUGGCACUUGAGGGAAAGCAGUAG
Messenger RNA from Trypanosoma cruzi, 2190 nucleotides. RefSeq lists its product as uncharacterized. The record is from RefSeq and is a predicted model, not a curated record. The transcript has a single exon. NCBI's taxonomy places the organism in Eukaryota, Euglenozoa, Kinetoplastea, Trypanosomatida, Trypanosomatidae. The coding region runs from base 1 to 2190 and encodes 729 amino acids.